CGCAAACGUUUGGUUCAGCUCCAAUUUUAAUCGAUUAAAAUGUUUCAUUUAAUCGAUUUUGCCUCGGCUGUGUUCCUUAAUCGAUUAAAUACUUUCUUUUAAUCGAUUAAUUUUCGAUUUAUGCCCUAUAUCCAGCCCAGGCUUCGUCUUCUUCGCCAUUCUUCUGUUAAGAAAUCAGAAACCCUAACACCUUCUCUUCUCUAAUCUUUCUCAAAUUUCUUCCAUCUUCUCACCAAUCUUCUCACCUAAUCCUAUCAAUUUCAAAGAGGAAGGAUGCCAAGGUGCAAGAACGCUUCCUCGGGUCAAGAAACCGCGGCAGAGGAGAAUAAGAGGCCAUGGCGUCGUGAAGGGAGCAAGUACGUUCACAUACAAAUGGGUCUCGCCUUCAACACUGGGGCUUCAGUCGAGAGGUUCCACAACACCUUCCUGAUGAAGGAGAUUGUCUCUCCUAAGAUUGUGAACAAGGACCUCUUCAAAUCGGCGACCUAUGCCCCGAGUAAGUCUCUGUUUCUUCAGCAAGGUUUGCUUCGUUUCAUUCAUUUGACGUAUGAAUUCUUUUGUCCAAAUCUUAUACGUCAAUUUUAUGCAAAUCUUCGUACCACUAAGGGAGGUUCGCCAUCUCUCAUUUUAUGCAAAACCGUUUUCAUUGACGGUGUCGGUUUGACUUCUUUGUUUGGCCUUCGUCACGGUGAAAUUAACGAAAACUUGGAUGAAACAUUCCAAGAUGAAGCAAUUUGGCGACAACUCGGGUUAGAUCAUCGUGACCUCAAGUUUAGAAAUUCUAGCAACCCGAGUGUCAUUAAUCUCACUUUAAUUCAACGCGUCCAACAAUACAUCUUCUCAUAUGUUUUGUUGCCCCGUGAUUGGGUUCACUUCUUUAUCGUUGCACUUAGCGAUGGCACUCGUUUUUCCCAUCUCCGUUUUGCCAUCCCCAUUAUGCAUAUCCUUGCUCAUUGCAAAAUAGACUUUACUCGGGACACUCAGGUGCCGGUCAAGAAGACGUGUUUCAUCACUGAAGCCAAGUUUUCCCGAAUCGUGUAUCGAGAGGAGGGCGAUCCUGCACCAAAUAUGGACCUGAUAGUCGCCGAAGAAGAAGAAGAGAGCCAAAACGAGACUCAAGCCGGAGGAAGUCGAGCCACGGAGCGCGUCACUCGUCAACGGAGGACUCGUCCAAGAGAAGAAGCACCGAAACCUUCUUGGGUGAAGAAGAUCUUCGAUACUCUCACAUGAAUCCGAGAUGACGUUCGCCAGCUCAACAAGAGGAUGACUCGUCUUGAGCAAUCUCGCUCCUACCGUGGCCCGCGUCACACUUUUGGCGGAGGAGCUCGUCCGGCGAACUCUCUUUGAUUGUUAUUUCCUUUUCCUCUUGACUGAUUAUGAUACAUUGUUAUUUGUUAUGACUCUUUUGGUGGAUGAUGAUGUUUCCUUUCGAUGAUGCUAGUUGAUAUUAACUGCUUGUGUAUUAAUAUCAUUGUUGGUUUGGCAAUAUUGUUCUUAUUUAGAACAUAUUGUCCCUUUGUGGCAUUUUUUUUAAGAGUUCUCUUUUAAAGAAAACUCUUGCCUUUUU
Messenger RNA from Cuscuta campestris, 1567 nucleotides. The record is from the annotation of a GenBank genome assembly. NCBI's taxonomy places the organism in Eukaryota, Viridiplantae, Streptophyta, Magnoliopsida, Solanales, Convolvulaceae.